GACAAAGCGCGCACGGCUCCGUGCCCAGACCGGCUGAGGGUUUAGAAAAAAACCCCAAAAGAUCCGAACCCGAACCCAGCACGACGACGCAUCUGGACCCCGGAGCCCCAUGAAACAAAGGAGCGGCUUACUGCCGAAGUUCUGCUGAGCCUCCAUCCAGUGUGGAGAACCAGGACGGACUAAAACUUCUGUGCGGUGGAGCCACAUGUUGAACGACACAUGAAGUGGACUGGGAUUCCUCGGGGACUGAAGUGAACCAGGCUGAUGGACAACUUCUUCACGGAGGGCGCCCGGGUGUGGCUGAGGGAAGAUGACCAGUACCUGCCCGGCACCGUGUCCUCCUGUUCCGGAGGUGUGGUGGUCUUCGCUACUGACUAUGGACAGGUGUACACCUACAAGCAGAACGCACUUAGCAGACAGAAGGUGCAGCCCAUGCGUCUCAGCAGCGUCCGUGGCGUGGAGGACAUGGCGGCGCUGGAGGACCUCCACGAUGGCGCCAUCAUGUACAACCUCUUCCUGCGCUACCAGCAGAGGAACAUCUAUACGUACAUUGGCUCCAUCCUGGCAGCGGUGAAUCCCUACCAGCCAGUCCCUGAGCUGUACGACAGUGUGGCGGUGGAGCAGUACCGCCGAUGCCGGCUGGGAGAGAUACCGCCGCACAUCUUCGCCGUGGCCAAUGAGUGUUACCGCUCACUGUGGAGCCGGCUGCAGAACCAGUGUGUCCUCAUCAGCGGGGAGAGCGGCGCUGGGAAGACGGAGAGCACCAAGCUCAUCCUGAAGUUCCUGUCGGCCAUGAGCCAGCACUCCCUGGAGAUGUCCUCCUGCGACCGCUCCUCCCACGUGGAGGAGGCGCUGCUGGUGAGCAGCCCGAUCAUGGAGGCCUUUGGAAACGCCAAGACGGUCUACAACAACAACUCCAGCCGCUUUGGGAAGUUUGUCCAGCUGAACUUCUGUCAGAGGGGCAACAUCCAAGGGGGCAAAAUCAUUGACUACCUCUUAGAGAAGAACCGUGUGGUGAGGCAGAACCCGGGAGAGAGGAACUACCACAUCUUCUAUGCCCUGCUGGCAGGAACCAACAGCCAGCAGAGGGAGGCCUUUGGACUGUCCCACCCAGAGAGCUACUACUACCUGAGACAGUCGGGCUGUGUGGCCGACAAGACAAUCAAUGACAAGCUGACCUUCCAGGAUGUGCUGAAUGCAAUGCGGACCAUGCAGUUCACAGAGGAGAACAUCGGUGAGAUCCUGCGUCUCCUGGCCGGGAUCCUCCAAACGGGAAAUAUCGAGUUCAUGACGGCCGGAGGAGCUCAGGUCUCCUCAAAAUCAGCUCUGAGCAGAACAUCAGACCUCCUGGGCCUGAACUCGGAGCAGCUAGCGGAGGUUCUGACCCACAGGUCCAUGAUCCUCCGUGGAGAGGAGAUCUCCACACCGCUCACUGUGGAACAGGCGGUGGACUCCAGGGACUCCAUGGCUAUGGCACUUUACUCUCAGUGUUUCACUUGGAUCAUCCACAAGCUCAACCACCGGAUCAGGGGCAAAGAAGACUUCAGAUCCAUCGGCAUCCUGGACAUCUUUGGAUUCGAGAAUUUCGAGGUCAACCGCUUUGAGCAGUUCAACAUCAACUAUGCAAACGAGAAGCUGCAGGAAUACUUCAACAAGCACAUCUUCUCUCUGGAGCAGCUUGAAUACAACAAGGAAGGCCUGCUGUGGGAGGACAUCAACUGGAUGGAUAACGGAGAAUGUCUGGAUCUGAUUGAGAAGAAACUGGGCCUGCUGGCGCUGCUGAAUGAGGAGAGCCACUUCCCAAAAGCCACAGACGACACCUUGCUGGAGAAACUGCACAGCCAGCACUCGAAAAACCUGUUCUACGUGAAGCCACGUGUUGCUGUGCAUUACUUCGGAGUCAAGCACUAUGCAGGAGAGGUGGUGUAUGACGUGAGAGGGAUGCUGGAGAAGAACAGAGACACGUUCCGGGACGACAUCCUCAACCUGCUGAGAGAGAGCCGGCUGGACUUUGUCUAUGACCUGUUUGAACACGUGUUGAGCCGCAACAAGGCGGACACGCUGAAAUGCAGCUCCAAACACCGGCGUCCCACCGUCAGCUCCCAGUUCAAGAAUUCGUUGCACUCUCUGAUGGCCACUCUCAGCACUUCUAACCCGUACUUUGUACGAUGCAUCAAACCAAAUACACAGAAGAUGCCGGAUCAAUUUGACCAGACGGUGGUUCUGAAUCAGCUCAGGUACUCAGGCAUGUUGGAGACAGUCAAGAUUCGCCAGACUGGAUUCCCUGUUCGCAGGUCCUUCCAGGAGUUUUGUGCCAGGUACAAGGUGCUGAUGAGGGGUGCGUCGUUGUCGGAGGACGCCAGGGGACACUGCCUCCAGUUACUCCACCUCAAUGACAGCAGCAGCACAGAAUGGCAGCUGGGCAAGACCAAGGUGUUUCUCAGGGAGUCUUUGGAGCAACGGCUGGAGAAGCAGAGGGAGGUGGAGGUUCUGAAAGCAGCCAUGAUCAUCCAGGCUCAUGUCAUGGGCUUCAUGGCCAGGAAGCAGUACAGGAAGCUGCUGCUGUGCAUCGUAGUGAUUCAGAAGAACUACCGGGCCUUCUACUGGAGGAGGAGGUUCCUGCUCCUGCGCUGGGCAGCAGUCACCUUCCAGAAACGCCUCCGAGGCCAGCUGGCCCGCCGGGCCUACUGCCAGCUGCUGGAGCAGAGGAGGAGAGAGGAGGAGGCGCUCCGCAGGAGGAGAGAAGAGGAGACGGAGAGGGAGAAACAGAAGCUGGAGGCUGAGCGACUCGCUCAACAGGCUGAGAUGGAGGCCAGGAGGAUGGAGGAGUCCAUCGAAGGUGAAGCUGUCUCCUCUCUGGUCCAGCCAUCUGCCUCAGCGUCUCAACACUCCCUGCAGGAGCUGCAGUCCUGCCAGGCCAGGGAGGAGGAAGAGGAGGCCAUUCGUCCUCAGGAGGCAUCUCAAGUGGAGGAAAUCCUCCGUCUGGAGCGGGAGAUCCAGGCCCUGCAAAGGCAGAAGGAGCGGCAGGAGCUCUCUCUGACUGAGGCCUCACUCCACCGUCUUCAGCUCCUCCGUGACCAGGAGCUCCGGCGGCUGGAGGAGGAGGCUUGCAAAGCAGCACAGCACUUCCUUGACUCGCUUAACUUUGACGAGAUCGAUGAGUGUGUGCGGAACAUUGAGAGCUCACUGGGAGUUGGCGAGGAGGGUGAGGGGAAGGAUGAUGGGCGGAGGGAGAGAGGAGGAGAUGAGGAGGAGGAAGUGGAUGAGGGCUUUGGGGCAGAGGACUCACCCAAUCCAAGUGAGCACGGCCACUCGGAUGGCCAGCGCACCAGUGGCAUCCGGACCAGCGAUGACUCGUCCGAGGAGGACCCAUACGCCAACGACGGCGUGAUCCCGCCUGCUGCUCUGCUGCACCCUCCCCUUACCCUCCCAUCAGGGCCUCCGGCCUGCCACAGCGCCUCCUCUAGCGGGGACUCUGCCUACUGCCACCCUCAGGCCUCAUCCGAGACCCAGUCAGAUGAACUGGUGGAGCUUAUACCCCCGGAUGAGGACUCGGACUAUGACCAGGAUGACUACGACGAGGGUGCCAUCGUGUCCAGCGGCAGUGUGGCGUUGUCCAACCCAUGCAGUGGUCAGUGGUCACCUGACUACCAUCUUUCCAUGGGAACCUACAACAGCUCGGGAGCAUACCGCUUCAGCUCCGAGGGUGCCCAGUCAUCGUUUGAGGACAGCGAGGACGACUUCGACAGGCUGGACACGGACGACGAGUUGUCGUACCGCCGGGACUCGGUCUACAGCUGUGUCACGCUGCCGUACUUCCACAGCUUCCUGUACAUUAAAGGUGGUCUGAUGAACACGUGGAAGCGGCGCUGGUGCGUUCUGAAGGAUGAGACCUUCCUGUGGUUCCGGGCUAAGCAGGAAGCGCUGAAGCAGGGCUGGCUCCACAAAAAGGGUGGAGGCUCAUCCACACUGUCGCGACGCAACUGGAAGCGCCGCUGGUUCGUCCUGCGGCAGAGCAAGCUGAUGUACUUCGAGAACGAUGGAGAGGAGAAGAUGAAGGGGAUGCUUGAAAUCCACAGCGCCAAAGAGAUCGUGGACAACACUGGUAAAGAGAAUGGCAUCGACAUCGUGAUGUCAGAGAGAACCUACCAUCUGAUCGCUGAGUCUGCCGAGGACGCCAGGCAAUGGUUUAGCGUGCUGAGCCAGGUGCACAGUUCCACGGAGCAGGAAAUCCGAGAGAUGCACGACGAGCAGGCCAACCCGCAGAACGCUGUGGGAACGUUGGAUGUAGGAAUGAUCGAUUCGGUUUGUGCGUCAGACAACCCAGAGAGGCCAAACUCCUUUGUGAUGAUCACAGCCAACCGUGUACUCCACUGUAACGCUGACACGCCUGAGGAGAUGCACCACUGGAUCACCCUGUUGCAGCGCUCCAAGGGAGACACACGGGUCGAGGGCCAGGAGUUUAUCAUCCGAGGCUGGCUCCACAAGGAGAUGAAGAACAGCAGCCGAGUGUCCCUCAAGUUGAAGAAGCGCUGGUUCCUCCUCACUCACAAUUCUCUGGACUACUACAAGAGCUCGGAGCGCAACGCCCUGAAGCUUGGCACGCUGGUUCUGAACAGCCUGUGUUCUGUGGUGCAACCAGACGAGAAGGUCUUCAAAGAGACAGGUUACUGGAACGUUAUCGUGUACGGCCGCAAACAUUCAUACCGCCUUUACACCAAACUACUAAACGAGGCAACACGUUGGGCUGGCGCCAUCCAGAAUGUCAUCGACAACAAAGCGCCCAUCGACACACCCACCCAGCAACUCAUCCAAGACAUCAAGGAGAACUGUCUAAACUCUGAGGUGGUGGAGCAGAUCUACAAGAGGAACCCCAUCUUGCGCUAUAGCCAUCACCCCCUCCACUCCCCCCUCCUGCCAUUGCCCUACGGGGACAUCCACACCAGCUCUUUGAGGAGUAAAGGCUACACCACUCUGCAGGAUGAGGCACUGAAGGUCUUUGGCUCGCUGCAGCACCUGGAGGGUGUGGCUGAUGCCGUGCCAAUCAUCCAGGGCGUCCUGCAGACAGGCCAAGAGCUGAAGCCCCUCCGUGACGAACUGUACUGCCAGCUGGUCAAACAGACCACCAGAGUCCCUCAGCCGGGCACCGCCGGGAACCUCUGCAGCUGGAAGAUCCUGGCCUGCAUGUCCUGCACCUUCUUACCCUCCCGCAGCAUCCUGAGAUACCUCAAGUUCCACCUAAAGAGGACCAGAGAGCUGCACCCGGGCACGGAGAUGGAGCGCUACGCAGCCUUCGCCCUGGACUCCCUCAGGAAGACGCGUGCACGGGAAUACGUGCCGUCGCAGGAGGAAAUCCGAGCCAUUGUGGCACGGCAGGACAUGACCACCACAGUUCACUGCCAUGGAGGGGGCUCCUGUAAGAUCACCAUCAACUCCCACACCACAGCUGGAGAGGUGGUAGAGAAGCUGAUUCGUGGUCUGGUCAUGGAGGACAGGAGAAACAUGUUUGCUCUGUUUGAACACAACGACUCGACAGACAAAGCCAUCGAGAGUCGCACCGUGGUCGCUGACGUGCUGGCUAAGUUUGAAAAGCUUUCAGCAAGUCAAGAUGAGCACAACACAGGUUGGAAGUUCUACUUUAAACUGUACUGCUUCUUAGAUACAGACAACGUACCCAAAGACAGUGUUGAGUUCGCCUUCAUAUUUGAACAGGCCCAUGAGGCAGUUAUCCGAGGUCAGUAUCCUGCCCCAGAGGAGACCUUACAGUUCCUGGCUGCCCUGAGACUCCAGUACCUGCUGGGAGACCACAGCUCCCAGGCCGCCCUGCCCGAAAUGUCAGCAGUGUUCCCCAUGGUACGAUUGCGGGCCCGUGUCCAGAAUUCAGCCAAGACAUUUGCCCCGGGCACAGGCUCUGUAGCGGAGCGUUCUGGAACGUCGGAGAGGAAGCGCUCGAGCUUCCUGGAGGGGACCCUGAGGCGGAGCUUCAGGAGCGGCUCCCUGAGCCGUCAGAAGCUGGAGGAGGAGAAUACCCUGGAGGUUUGGAUGAGGGAGGAAGCAGCGGCAGUGCGCGCCAGCGUGCUUGACAAGUGGAGGAAGCUCCAGGGAAUGAACCAGGAGCAGGCCAUGGUCAAAUACAUGGCCCUGGUCAAGGAAUGGCCUGGAUACGGCUCUACGCUGUUCAACGUUGAGUGUCGUGAUGGAACCUUCCCUGCCGAGUUGUGGUUGGGUGUCAGCAGAGAAGCCAUAUCAGUCUACAAACGGGGAGAGCCCUGGCCUCUCCAGGUUUUCCCAUACGAGCUGAUUCUCUCAUUCGGUGCUCCACUGCCCAACGCCUACAAGAUAGCUGUGGAAGGCCGCGAACUGCUCUUCGAAACCAGUCUGGUGAUGGACAUCGCCAAACUGAUGAAGGCUUACAUCAGCAUGAUUGUCAAGAAGCGGUACAGCAACUGUCAGUCUGUCAGCAGCCAUGGCAGCCAGUGUAGCGCCUGGUGAGCCCCGCCCCCGCGCCCUUUGGCCCCGUUGGCCUCUCAGUGCUGUGGAGGUAGAGCGCAGCUCCUGUCGACUGUGCCAGGACACCGAGCCACAGUGUCGUGGGAAAAAUGGCUCUUACACCUUCUGCCUGUCUGUCUUCAGUAUGUGGAAGACGGACUGACUCUCUAAAUGCUGGAUACGAAACAAACGCCCCGGUGCUCUUAAUGCUUAAUGGAAUCAUUCCAAAAUGUUCUAUAUACACACACAAAGGUCUGACGUACAAAGGUCUUUAUUUCAAAACACCUUGCUAUUGUGUCUCUAUUUCAAAUGGUUAGUUUUAUUUUCUGAAUUCUAAACUAUUUUCAUGUGUGAUUCUGAGACUGCCCUCCACCAAAAAACGACCCCAUAGGUCGUUUGUACAAGCAGCUUAUUACGACCUAUUGUUACGUUUUGAAGUUAAGCGACCUCUAGCGGCCGUGCUGCCAAUAGCAAUCCUAGUUACUAUACUAGACGGCGAGACAACACACUGACUACAUAUUCUAUUGUUCUUCAGUUGUUUUUAUCACUGUUUACUGACGACUCACCUUUUCCAGCCUGUCUAUGAGGCGUUGUAAAAAGGAUGUCAACAAGUAGAUAAAAACCCACAAUGCACAGAGGCAAAAAGUAUCUGGCAUAUCUGCUGCCGCUGGUAGGGGCGCUAAUUUAGGAAACGCUCCUGUGGGUCGUAUUAGAGGGUAUACGACCUAUGUGGUCGUAUGGGUUGGAGGAUUUGUAGGUGAUUCUUGUAGGACUAGCUGUUGUUUAUGUAAAGAAAUGAUGUUUAGGAAGGAGACUGCUCAUUUCUCUGUGACGCUAACAUGCUAUGGCAAUACAAGGACUUCAGUUACAGGACAGGCUUUAAGUUACUGAGACCUGAGUGUGUACGUGUGUGUGUUUUAAGAACAGUUUGCUGUCAGAAUGUAAAAGGUGGUGGUGGAGAGAGCUGAGAGGAAGAUAAUACAGCGCUUGUCCUCUGCUUUGGAAAGAAACUCUGGGACUGAAAAUUUGUGUGAGAACUGUCCUCAGGAUUAUCUGUAAAAUGUAAAUAAUAUGCAAACGUUUUAGUGUCGGCAUUUCAAGUUCGGCUGUUGAUUGUUUUCAAAGGACUUUGCUUGCGAUGGUGGAGGUCACUCAAGUGCCUCAGAGAACCCGAAAUGGGAACAAACUCAUCCAGUUUCCCGGUGAACGCCGCUCCUUUUUAAUUCAAGUCUUGAUGUCGCUGUCAAUCUCCUUUUAACUAGCCAUGUACAUACCUAAUGUUGAGUCUAGAAAUUCUGUUUCAAAUGAGUCUUAAACAAAAACAAAUCCACCAGUGGUGCUUAGAAUUCGACUUGGCUCCAGUGCAGCUAAUUUUGCCUCGUUUCAGCUUCUGUACUACCACCACUUUCAGCUUCUAUACUACUGCCACUUUUCAGCUUCUGUACUAGUACCACCACUUUUCAGCUUCUGUACUACUACCACCACUUUUCAGCUUCUAUACUAGUACCACUUUUCAGGUUCUGUACUACUACCACCACUUUUCAGCUUCUGUACUAGUACCACCACUUUUCAGCUUCUAUACUAGUA
Lampris incognitus (smalleye Pacific opah) is the source of this 8076-nucleotide messenger RNA. It is a transcript of the gene myo10, whose product is annotated as myosin X. The coding region runs from base 265 to 6492 and encodes 2075 amino acids. Gene Ontology annotation, molecular function: protein binding; cytoskeletal motor activity; ATP binding. The record is from RefSeq and is a predicted model, not a curated record. Lineage: Eukaryota; Metazoa; Chordata; Actinopteri; Lampriformes; Lampridae. Gene Ontology annotation, cellular component: cytoskeleton; myosin complex. The transcript is spliced from 41 exons.